UUGGGUCCCUGUCAGCUAUGUUGCUGGGUUUACUUGGCCGUCGGAAGCCGACCGUGAGGUGAAGUCCCUAUGAAUCCGGUCACCACGGCAGUGCGCAAGUUUUUCCGCUUGAAGAGGAGAAAGUGUGCGGCGCCCUUGGACUCUGCCGGCAGCCAGCCGUGGGGCCAGCGGGGCUUGGCGCUUGGUGACACUAACCCUGGCACUCCGGACCCGCGGUACCAGGUCCGGGAGCAGGACCUCGGAGAGAUCCACAAAGCGGCCUGGUCGGGAAACGUGCGGGAGGUUCAGCGCCUUCUCUCGCUCGGGAGAAAUGACUUGGAUCGGAGAGACGGACACAGCAGGACUCCCCUACAUCUGGCCUGUGCCAAUGGCCAAGUAGGAGUCGUAAAAGUUUUAGUAAAGAGAAAAUGCUUCCUUAACCUCUGUGACCGUGAAAACAGGACAGCGCUGAUGAAGGCUGUCCAGUGCCAGGAAGAGGAAUGUGUCGCUGUUCUGUUAGAAAAUGGCGCUGACCCGAAUGUGAUGGAUUUAGAUGGCAACACUGCACUCCACUAUGCUACCUCUGGAGACAUAUCAAUAGCAGAACAACUGCUUUCUCAUGGUGCAGAUGUUGAAGCGAGAAACAAGGAUGACCUCACACCACUGUCACUUGCCAUAAAUGAAAACAAGGAGGAAAUGGUGGCCUUUCUAAUGGAGAAUAAAGCCGAUAUACGUGCAGUGGAUAAGGCAAAAAGCUAUCGUGAAAAAAUGGAUAAGUACAAAGAAGAAUUGAAGCAUAAAUAUCCUGAUCAAAAUGGAAAACAAGGACCAAAGCCAUCCCCAAAUCUAUUCUUACCGAAGACACACAACACAAAAGUGGAAGAGAUAUCUGAAGAGGAGCCUUCAACCAGCCUUUCCAAAAAUUCUGGCCCUGAUGAUUCUUGGCCUUCAUCAGAUGAUGACAUCUUUGGUUUGGAACCCAAGGUUUCCCCAAAGCCCAACUUAGUGAAGUUGCUUCAGCUGUCUCAGCGAUUGAGGAACCAGACAGGUGGAACUACCUUUCUGAAACCAUUAAGUGGGAGGAGUUGCGAGGACAAUCAUUCUAAUAGCGACAGUGAAGGUGUAUCGAAAACUCUUCCUGAGAGAAAAAUUAACGUCACUGCAUAUGCUCCUCCAAGUACGGACAAUCAUUCUAAUAGUGAAGGGGAAGGUGUGUCUGAAACUCCUUCUAAGGGGCCAGUGAAAGUCAAGGAGUGUUCUUGUGCUACCACAAACAAUAGUGAUGAUAAUGGAGGGGAAGGUGUGCCUAAAACGCCUCCGAAGACACCAGUGAACGUCAAGGAGAGUCCCUGGCCAGCCAUUCCAUCGUCUGAUGUGCCUUUUAAGUUAACAACUUCAGAUGUCACAAAGGAAGAGGAAACAAAGUCAGAAACUAGACAAAAGAAAAGUAGUGUUGCUAUUAUUAAAGUUCCCGAACGAGAGCAAAUGGAUAAUGGCUUCGUGACUUACAUCAGUGGAGAACAAGAGGAUAAUUCAACCCGUAUGAUGUCAAUAUUAGGAUUAGGAGAAGAAGAAGAAGAAACAGAGUCACCGUGGGAUUCUGAGAGUAUACCUGAGAGUCCUCCACAGAAGCAUGUUGAAGAUUUAUUUGCAACUACAGAUGUGAAAGUAGAACAUUUAUCAAAAAGUCAAGAUGUGUUUUACAUACCCUCUUGCAUGAGUGGACCAAGGAAUAUUAAGAUGGCUAAACUAGAGGAUACGAGAAAUGUAGGCAUACCAGGAGCCCACGUAGAUUCUCCUAAGAAAAAUCUGCAUUUGAAGACUACCAAAACUGCUUCUCCUCAUGAAGUGCUGGCAAGCAAGGAUUUAAAAACAUCCAAAUCAGCAGAAAUAGACUUAAAAAUGAGUCCGAAGGAAGAGGACAAAUGUAAUGAACGUAAAAGUAAUGAGUCACAGGUUCGGGAAGAAAAGAAUAAGGUCAAAAGCAGUACACGGAAAGGACCAGAAAACACACAUCAGUUAGCUGCUGACUUUGAUGAUGAUGGGUUAAUUAAAAAAGGAAAGAGUGAAGAAACUGGUAAACGAUUUCCUGUUGAGGAGAAUGAAGAUUCUGAUGGUAGUAGUCUUGACUUGCCUAUGUUGGAAGUAAAGAAAUAUGAAAGUCAAAAUUGGACCCCAACCUCAUCUGCAGUUACACCCGUGGUGGAGAAGGCUAAUGUGCUGUGUGGUGUUCUUCCAGAAGUGAAUACUCCUGACAGCAGUUUCAGCGAAACUGAUCAGGAGGAAGGAAGGCCUGCAAAGAAAACAUCUGAUAUGAAGACCAAGGUCUCGAAGAACAUGGGUUGUGUGCAGGACGACGAGUGCUGGUCUCUGACCUCUGAAACGGCCUCAGAGGACUGUGUGCUACCGAACUCGGUGACGCUACUGGAGCAACUUGCCAUGAGUUGUAAUGAUUCCCUUAAUCUGUUGAAAAUUCAGGAUGCAAUUCUUUCCUAUGAAAGAGUAAUCGAACUUAAAAAAAAUCACUGUGCACUACUCACAAGAAAAAUGAAACAAAUGGAAACUAAGUGUUGUGCACUUCAAAUGGAGCUAAGAGAAACAAAAGAAAUAAAAGUAGAGUUGGAGAAUGAAAAAAUGGAAUGGGAACAAGAACUCAGCAAUUUGAGAUUUGCCUUAGCCCAAGAAGAAGAGAAGAGAAGAAAUGCUGAUAUAUUAUUUGAAGUAACUAAAGUUCAGUUGAAGCAAAAAGAAGAGGAAUAUAAUAAUGAGGUUAAGGUGAAACAGCAACUUGAACACACUCUGAGCACUCUGGAUUUAGAAUUGAAGACUGCAAGAAGCAAUUUGAAUAAGAUUGUAGAAGAACGGGAUGACACCCAGAAGCAACUUUCUCAGGAGCAGAAUGCCAGAAUAUUACAAGACGGAAUUCUGAGCAAUCAUCUUUGCAAGCAAAAGGCAAUAGAGAUGGCUUACAAGAAAAAGAAUUCUGGGGGUGCCUUCAGAAAAAUGGUCCAGGCCAAGCAGUGCCUUAGAAGGGGAUCUACUGAGCAGAAUAAAUGCAAGGUUCCUAGUAAAGACAAAGAUGAUUCACAGCAAAAUCACGUUUUGCAGAAUAAAAUUGACAUUUUAACACUGGAAAUAGAGACAUUGAAAAAUCAGAGUCAAGCAAAAGAAAAGAAAUAUUCUGAGGACGUUGAAUUUAUAAAAGCCAAAAAUGAUGAUCUUCAAAAGACUUUAAAAAAGAGUGAGGAAACAUUCUCCAGAACAGCCUUUCAACUGAAUGAUCUGACAGCUGAGAAUGCUAUGCUACACUCCAAAUUGGAGACUGAAAAAUUAAACAAGAAAAGACUAGAAACAGAAAUGGACUCCUUACAGUCUAGACUGGCUGCUGCUGUGCAGAAUCACGAGCAGAGUCAGAAGUCCAAAGCAGACUUACACCUUUCCUUCCAGAUGGCAAGAGACGAGUUGCUUCAAACACGGAACAAAAUGAGCUUAGACUUGUCUAACCUAAAAGAAAACAACGACGCUCUUUGUCAACAGCUUUCUGUAACUGAAAGUAAAUUGAGUAGCCUAGAAAAUGCAUUCAUUCUCACAAAAGAUACACUCCGAGAAAAGAUGCUGAAUUUAGAACGUGUACAGAGAGACUUCAGCCAAGUACAGGGUCAAAUGAAGGAAAUGGAGCGCAGGUAUCAGAAUGAAAAAGAAAAAGUGCGUGAAUCCAUUACAGCACAGAAACUCAUAAAUGAAAAAUUAACCAGUCUACAGGCUGAAAAUAAUUUACUUCAAAAGCAAGUGGAUGAGGCAGAAAAUAAAGCCGACUGUAAGGAAAGGAAAGUCGUGAAUCUCCAAGAUCAGCUGCAUGCAAUUGUAAAAACGCUUAAAGAGGAGAGUAAAAAAAGUCACACGCUCGAGGAGAGAGCUAAGGCGCUGACCAGCGAGUGCAUUCAUUUAAAAGGACAAAUAUAUCAGUACGACAGCGAGAAGGCAGAAAGAGAAGCAGGUCUGAAACAAAUUCAACAAGAACUGACUGAGAGCAUUAAAAAGCAUUCCAUGUCGGAGGCUUCCCUGGAGGUUGCAGCUCAUUAUCGGGUGACUUUAGAAGACCAGGUACAGGACUUAAAGAAGAAAAUAGACCAAAUCAGGUGUCAGUAUGAAGAAUUACAGUGUCAACAUGCUGAGGCAAUGCAAAAUGCUGAGAGGACACAAGAUAACAUGCAAAAGCAGGAGGUGGAAAAUGUGACAUUAAAAGCUACAAUCAAAUUGCAAGAGGACAAAAUUGAAACCCUUCAUCAAAGCCUAUUAAGUAAACGUUUGUCAGAAGAUGAAAAUGAAAAAUUGAGAAAAUCUUUGGAACAUCGUUUGGACCAAGAAACACAUAAAAACAAUGAAUUAGAAAAGGAUAUUGCUGGCCUUAAGAAAUCAUUAAAAGAAACAAAAAAGAAGUUGAAUGAAUACGAAACUGGAGACCUUUGUUUCCUUGGAGACUUACAAACAAGGAACAUCGAGCUGGAAAGUCAGAUGACCCCGUUACAAGAGAAGCAGAUUAAUAAUCUUACAGAACAACUGGAAACUUCAUAUUCAAAAUGUCAACACUUGGAAAUACAAAAGCAAGCCCUUCAACAGGAAUUAGUAGCUGUGAAAGACGUACAAAGGAAAUGUGGAAAACUGGAGAAGAGGAAGGACAAGUUAGAACAGAAAGUUGGACACCUCAGAAGUCAACUGGAAAAGAGUGCGAUAGACUACGCUCAAGUAGAGCAGUAUAAGCGGGAUGUUGAGGAGAAGGCCACGCAGGAAUUAGUAGAAAAACUAAAACAAGUCAACCUGUUUUUACAGACGCAAGCAGUUUCCCAAGAGAACUUAGAGUAUUUAAGAGAAGAACAUAAUGCUUCAAUGAGAAGUCAGAUGGAAAUGAGAAUGAAUGAGCUAGAAUCUGAACUUUCUAAAAUGAAAACUUCCCAAAAUGAUUCUCAGAAAACAGAAACAGAAAAAUACAAAGAACUCUAUUUUCAAGAAUUACAACUGAAAACGGAAUUGUCAAGUAAACUAGAAAAGGCCAAUGAGAGACUCUCAGACAUCAGUGGAAAACUAGCCAUGGAAAAACAACAGAACCAACAGAACCAGUCUUUCCUCAACAGCCUCAUGACAAGACCCGCCCUGGAGACACCUUUUGUAGGAACUGCUCAAAUUAGUUCUGUGUUUGCUAGAAAUCUCCCCCGAGAAUAUAUUGGGGUUUCUCCCACAAGUAGGCACUGGCAUCCAACCGAUAACAUCGACACCUACCUGGCUAAGAUGCAGGAGGAAUUGCAAAACAAUAUAACUAGAGAACUGGAGGAAGAUUAUAAACUGUUCAGUGAGGCUUGGUUAAAACCUUCUUCAAAUAUAUGGAUUCAUGGACUAUCAAAUCAGAGUCAGACAUGACAUGAAAGUCCUUAGGUGGAAUCAGACCCCAGUUGGCAUUGCUGGCGCCAGGCCUUCGUUGUGGAAUGGGGGGGCUGAUGGACAGACGGAUGCUGCAGUCGUUGUGCUCAGUGUUAGCUGGCAGAAGACAUCUCAAAGUCACAGACGGCUUCUCAUGAGGCAUCAUUCAUAUUAACUCAUCAGGUGUGCGUGUGAGAGGGAACAGGGAGGGAGCUGCAUGACUACAUCUAGUGAUAAGCCAGCUGUCAGAAGCAAUAAAUACUCUAAAAAUC
Echinops telfairi (small Madagascar hedgehog) is the source of this 5666-nucleotide messenger RNA. It is a transcript of the gene ANKRD26, whose product is annotated as ankyrin repeat domain 26. Bases 70 to 5394 code for a protein of 1774 amino acids. The record is from RefSeq and is a predicted model, not a curated record. NCBI's taxonomy places the organism in Eukaryota, Metazoa, Chordata, Mammalia, Afrosoricida, Tenrecidae. The transcript is spliced from 36 exons. Gene Ontology annotation, molecular function: protein binding.